GCCAGCCCAGCACCAUGGCUCAAACACUUUACCCCUACUCGACUUGACGCACACCGUGAACUGCGUGCCAAAAGCCCUGCAAGUUUCAUGAACGGCUUUAAGCUCCUAUGCUGCAUUCUGACGAAGGCUGCUUUGUGUAAUGCGGAGACCUGCGGGCAGCCAGAUGAACAGCUUCGGGCUGCCUCCCUCCUCCAGCGUUUGCCGUACCCCACCCAGACGGCAGUGCGCGCGAACAUCGGCGCCGCCGCGCGGAACGCCUCGCGGGCGGCCAAGAACGCCACAGAAGCCGCGGCAAAGGAAGCCGCCAAAGCCAUGGAGUGGAAGCAGGACUUCGUUCGCUUGCAGAGUGGCGGAGAAGCAACACUCCAGGCACCCAUGACAGCACAGGCCAUUAGCGGCAUGGUCAUGAAUCUGAUUACUUGCUCGGCUUGCGUGAUUCUGUUUGGGGCUCUUCGGGUGCGAUAUGCCGGUGUCAGAGGCUUAGCAAUGCCAUGCGUGUGGCUCAUGAGGAGCUUGAGCGACUGCUCUGCUCAGGUCUAUGCUGGAAAUGUACCGAGUGAGGUGCAACCAGCUUCUAACUGGGUAGUCUCAGCACUUCACGUGGACAGCGACAUGGUAGCGUCCUCCAAAGGGCUUGAUGCGUGCAUGGCGAUUGAGUAUGCGUCCUUCGGAUUUAGGCUUUCGGCCGCCUUGGGGCUGCCCCUGGUUAUUUUGCUCAGCCCCUUGCACCACUGGUAUGGUGGGAAAGGCCUGGUUGAGACGGACUUCCUGGCGAGCCUGUCCAUGUCAAACAUCAAACCCGGCCACCCGUGGCUGUAUCACCUGCACGGGGUGGUGGCUUGUGGGGUGGUCCUGCUGGCGCGCGCCAUGAUCUUUGGCUGGCAGGAGGAGUUCAUGAAGAGGCGGAACGCCUGGCUCAGGGACUUGCCCUGGCCACGAGCCAGCACAGUUCUGGUGGAGGGCAUCCCUGACUCCUUCCGAUGCCAAGAGCGGGUGCAGAAGUUCUUCAACCACUUCAGCCCUGAGAGCGUGGUCCACGUGAGCAUGGUACGGCACACAGACACCCUUGACUCCCUGAUGGCCGCGCGUGAUGCGAUCGGUGCCAAGCUGGAUGAGGCAAGGCGGCAAUGCGGGGAUGGUGUGAGGCCGGUGCUAGAUAUGUCCGGCACACAGCUUGACGCCAUCGACCAGUUUGAAGUUCAGCUUGCUGCAGAGGAUGCUUAUGUUGAGAAGGAGCGCCACAGAAUUCGUCAGGCAUCCUCCGUGACAGGAGGUGUCAACACUUCGUCCGCCUUCGUGACGUUUCGGUCUCGCAGAGAUGCUGAGAUUGCAAAGGCGGUUCAGUUCAGCGAUGAUGCCGGUGAAUGGGCCAUCCGUGAUGCACCAGAAGCAUCGGCUAUUCGCUGGCAAGACGUGUCGCGAGAGCACGGAGCAUUGCGUUCAGCCAUUGGCUGCACAAUCAUUCUGCUGAUGUAUGCAUCCUUCUCGCCGAUUUGUCUUGAAAUUUCAAGGGCCGCACUUGCGGUUGACAUCGGCUGGCUUCAGCCCUUGUGGGCUGCUUUGGCGCCAACUCUGGGAUUGACCAUUUUUCUUGCCAUGUUGCCAACAGUACUAUUGUUGGUAUUUGCCACCUUCUUCACACUUCGCGCUGAAUCAUUUGCUCAGCACCGGCUUCAGAUCUGGUAUUAUUCCUUUCUCUUCUUGUUUGUCUUGGUGAUGCCGGUCUUGGGCACGAACUUCCGGCACUUCGCACAAGAAGUCUAUCGGAGUCCAGCUGAAGUCUUCGGGCUUCUGGCAGACCGGAUUCCGCUGGCCUCCCAGUUCUUCUUCAAUUACGAGGUGCUGCAGUGGAGUGUGGCAUGUAUGGAAUUGCUGCGACUGGCGGUCCUGGUGAAGUUCUUGCUCUUCAGGUCAAUCCAAAGUGAAGCAGAAGCUCUGAAGAAAGCGGAGCCAGAGGAUCAGGACUUCUACGGCAUGGGUGGCAGGAUGGCCAGGUGGAACUUGAAUCUCGUGAUCGGAUGCAUCUUCUGCAGUGUGGCACCCUUGGUGACGCUGGCGGUCGUUGCCAAGUUUGCAGUUCAGCGAGUGGCAUAUGGCUACCUCCUAGUGUUUGCUGAGACUCGGAAGCCAGAUUUGGGAGGAGAAUUCUGGUGUGAGUCGAUGACACAGCUGCUGUAUGGCAUAGUUCUAUAUGCGGUCACAAUGUGUGGAAUCCUGACGCGUGAGUCAUCCAGCUGCGUUCCAUCAAUAAUUGCAGCCUUCAGCUUGGCGCUGGCAGUGGCGACGCUGGUGCAGUUCAAGAGCCGAUUCCGCUGGCAAACCUUGGCUUUCGCUGAGGCAGAGCUGGGCUUUUUGUGGGCAUGGAAGAGAAAGGCGAUGAGGCCUGCUGGCGCCUGCGCGUUGCUGGCGCCUGAGCCUGGCCUGUGCUUGCCAGUGGGCCAGGCUGGUGUGCAGACUGCUUAUUCUUCAAGAGCUGAGAAGAUGAAACAGAUCAGGGACCAGAGGCAGCCGGACGGCAUUAAUGAGAAGACGCCUCCGGGGCUGGUGGCUGCUGGUAGGCCACCUCGUGGGCAGGUUUGUCGCAUCUUGUGGUGGCAAGCAUGGGCUGCGGUGGUUCAAAGCCAGCUGACAGCGCUGCAAGUGCUGAAGGUGCCGGAAGUGCUGGAAAACAGCCCGAGAAGAGGCCGCAAGAGCCAGGAUCGAAGGCUCCUGCAGGCCAUGGCGCUUUCGCCCACCAGUUUGAAGGAUACGGAGGCGGUUCCGCAUAUGGCACUUGCCUUUCAGGAUGCGAGGGGCAGCGAGGUGCUGAAGUUAGCAGCUGCUGGCUCAGUGCAGAAGCUCGGCUCCGCGAGCGCCUCCAAAUUCCGGCAGAUUGGGACCGGUGGCCUCGGCGGGCGCAAGGCAUCUGCGGUGGUCGCCUUCCAGCCGCAGCCUCCACAGGUCGUCAAAGCUAUGCAGUCUUUGCUGGACGGCACAUACCGCAAGGUGUACACUCGUGACAGACGCGGAGCACCGAUUCCAGAUCGUUUUACAGUGAAGGAGGUGCAUCGGGUCCUCAACGAUCAGGUGUGGCGAGAGUAUGCCACGAAGCGUGAUGAGAUUCAAAAGGCAAGGGGCGGAGACAAACCAGAGCUUCCAGAUGGAUCCCACACCGUGAACCACUUGAAGCAGAGCGGCACACUGUCAGCAUUGCCAGUGUUGGACUCAGGCACCAACGAGCACUGGCUGUUCCACGGCACCACUGCGGAGGCAGCCAAGGGAAUCGCCGAAAACGACUUCCGUUUGGACAUGUCCGGCUCCAAUGCCGGCACUCUUUAUGGCAAAGGUAUCUACUUGGCUGAGAACGCGACCAAGUCUGAUGAGUACGGUGAAGGUCCCAAGGGCCCAGCCUCCACAGGCGAGGAGGCAGAGAUGGGCUUCGAGGCGCCUAAGCCUCCUCCAGGCCCUCCGCCACCUUUGGUCCGCGAGUCCUACAUUCUGGUUUGUCGCUCCGCGCUGGGCCGUGUGCACUACAACGAUGAGCAGCGCCCGGAUCCAGAUAGGCUUCAGAAGAGUUGUCUCUCUGGUGAGUUCGACUCUGUUCUGGGGGACAGGUUGAAAUUAAACAAGACAUUCCGGGAGAUUAUCGUUUUCAACGAUGACCACGUGUACCCGGAAUACAUUGUGAAGUACGAGCGGGUCUUCUUUCACGAGCGCUUCGCCGCUGUCUACAAGGCCAUGCUGGAUCGAAGCCUGGCUGGCCGCUUCAGCGGGCCGACAAAGGAGGAGGCUGAAGUCCUGCAGUCAAUGUGGCAAGUGUAUGCAAUGCCGAACAAAGGCAAGAUCAGCAAGUCUCAAUUGUUGGAUUUGCUGCUGGCAAUUUAUCAGCCACCAGAAAAUGAUGAUGACGAUCUUGAUGCAACAUUCAAGGAGUGGGACCGGAAAGGCAACGGCAAGAUCGACUGGGACGACUUUAUAGCAGAGGUUACCCAACGCGUGCGUGACAAGAUUUCGUGCUCAGGCCCAGAAAGAUUUGCCGAAAUUUACAGGAACAUGCUCGACCAAAGCCGUGCGGGGCAUUUCAAUGGACCUUCCGUUGGAGACAAAGCCGUUCUCCGGAUGGUUUGGUACCAGUACUGUCAGAACCAGAGGACUAUUGACAAGGAGCAGUUGCUGGUCUUGCUGAAGGCCAUCAACCAGCCGCCAGCCAACGAGCAUGAGGACUUGGUGUCGACGUUCAAGGAGAUCGACACAAAAGGAGAUGGAGUCAUAGACUUUGAGGAGUUUGUCGAGGAGAUUACCCAAAGGGUGAAGGAUGGCAUUGCUUGCUGA
Molecule: messenger RNA, 4311 nt
Organism: Effrenium voratum
Lineage: Eukaryota; Dinophyceae; Suessiales; Symbiodiniaceae
Source: the annotation of a GenBank genome assembly